Molecule: messenger RNA, 4529 nt
Organism: Nasonia vitripennis (jewel wasp)
Lineage: Eukaryota; Metazoa; Arthropoda; Insecta; Hymenoptera; Pteromalidae
Exons: 2
Coding region: 1512-2753 (413 amino acids)
Source: RefSeq, a predicted model, not a curated record
CAUGGCAAUCACGUCGCUUGUCACGGAUUAGAAUCGCACUAUUAUAAGUUGUUAUAAUAGUGCGAUCUUAUACCACGGUAUUGAAACAGUCAUCUCUGAAGUUAAAAUGAGACUGAAGUGAGAAAAGGUAGCCGGUUUGUUUUUAUGCGUCUAUACUGAAGAUAAGGCAGAGUCUACAUCAGGUCUUUCCCAGGCGAAAUUACAGGCCCAACAACGUCAUCAAAUAGAUAUUAGAUCAUCGCCGGUAGAUUUCCCUCCGCUAUACUCGCGUGUGAGUGAAUAGCCCGAAAACUGGUUAGCCAGCGGUGAGUGACUAUACUCAAACGACUCUUUUUGUCUGCCCCGCAUCUUCACAGACUGUGCGUCAGCCUUAACCUUCACCUUCAGAGAUCGUAUAACUUCUGAUGUCGAUAAACGGGAUUCGUUCCUUUUUUUUAAUCGAUACGAUUUACGCUCGAACCUGUGACUUUUUGGUGUUUUUAUGCACCUCCGGUUGUUUGUGUUUUGGAUAAAUGGUCAUACGUAAACAUAGAUGAUUCACUCGACUCAAGAUUGAAUAAAACGUAAAUGUGAGAUUAAAAUCUUUGCGUAAAAAAUGUUUCCAUCGUCAUAGUCAAAUGCGUAUUUUAAAAACCUAAGCGAUCGAACGGUUACAUCUUGCUUGUUUUUUAUAAUUGAGCCAGUAAAUAGUUUAUGUCGUGUCCUGGUCUGCGGGUUUUUUCCUUUUUUCCUGGACGAACAUGUUCGACUGUGAUUUAAAUAAUACAUCCGAUCGAUUAUUGCCGUUGAGCUCGACAUUUACGUUUUUAAACCAGAGCAUAUUAUUAUUAACUUUUGUACUUUCAAAGAAUAUCCACGUUAUUAGUUGAAAUUUUAUUCAGUCACCAUGAAUAUCAGCUCAUUUGUGAUUCUUUUGUUUCUUAUUUUUAAAUCGAGCGCUGCUGCUGCUCGGAGCGAUUUAAAUUGGUUGAGACAUUUAAAAGAGCGUGUAUUCAACUGCUGCAGCUUUAAGCUAGUAGUUAUGAAUGUCCGCAAGUCGCCCAAAUAUACUGGCUAUCUUAAUCAACUAAUUCUAAAAUCCUUGCUGUAUCACCAGCAAAAACAUAUCCAAGCCUCGACGUUGUAUAUUCCACGGAUUUAUCUGUUUUAACCAUUGCUUUUAUCGAAUUGAAAAGUAACACGAAUUCAAAACGCUUACAAAUAAGCAUUUUCAAGACAAUCAGAGCUAUAGGCCUCGAGAAAAAAUAUUUGAUUUUUAUACAUCAUUCAUCCGACAUAAGUAGUGCUAAAAUAGAAAUCGAUCUGCUAAAUUUGUACUUCCAAAAAUUCACGAUUCUGAAAGACCUCGAUUUAAAAGUUUUGGAAAUAGUCGAGUAUCCGAGAAAAUCCAGUAGUGUAUUUUAUGAAGAGCAGAAACCGUCAGGUAUUUUUGUACACAGCUAUAACUUCUUCACCAAGUCAUACAGUCGAAAAACUUAGCUUUUGCAAAUUUAAAUGGAAGAGUGUUGACGAUGACUUUACACCCGAAUCCACCAAGUGUGGAUGCUGAUUUUGAAGUAAGCGGUUGCUACGAUCCCAAAACGCUAAUUGGUCCUCAAGGUCUUAUUCUCAGAGCCAUCGCCAAGUCAUACAAGUUUACAUGGCGGAUACUGGCAUCUGAAUACGUUUCUGUGAAUCCGUCUGAUAAUCUCGCUCGCGCCUUGGUAGUCAAUAGAAACUGCAAAGUGUUCAGUAACUUUAUGACGCUUAAAUUAGCCAUAGCAGAUAUCAUCGGUAAUUUUGGUCACAUGCCCUAUUUGAGCGGCGGAGCUCAAGAUUCUAUUCUAAAAUUAUUAAAAGUUGCUCAUACACGUCUUAUUGAUCCACUUGUCGUUGUGGUACCAAUUAUUCCCGGGAAUCCGAUGAAUAUAUCAGAGGAUUUUCUGGUACUCCUGGGCUUUGCCAUCGUUAUCAUCGUUAUUUUAAGGAUUACGGUAAGAGUCAUAAAAUUAAAUAAUAAAUUCUGGACUACAGAGAACAUUUUCCGUGCAAUUUUUGGCAUAGAUGUGACGGAUAAUACAAUUAAAAUUUCCGAACGUAUUUUGCUCGGUUGUCUAUUCAUAAUUUCGUUUUUUUAUUCGGCUGAUAUAAUUGAUGCAAUCUUUGAUGCGAUAGAAAUCAAUUCUAAUCGUAAAAGCGUAAACAAUUUGGAGCAGCUUGACGAAGCUGGUAUUACUCUUAUGAUAAACAAACACUAUGCACAACUUUUGAGAUUAUCGGAGGAUCCAUUGGUAAAGAGAUUAGCUGAAAAUGCGAAAUCUUCGUCCUUUACGAAGAACUACGAAUGCGUUAAUGAGCUUGUGCUAAAACAUCGAAAAAAUGUAAGCUGUAUUAUGUCGUUGUCGACUGCAAAAAAUGGAGUUCGGUUUUCCACGCGUAUACACGGGGAGCCAAAUAUUUUCAUUUUGAAAGAUUAUGUACUAAUGCAAUGGUUGAUGAUUUAUAUGAGUCCACUAGCAGUGUAUGAUAAGGCAUUUCAAAAGAUGGUGCAGAAUUUAGAUGAAGGUGGAUUGAUUGAACAGUGGUAUAGAACAGAAUUGAUGAAAACAUCAGAUGAAUCCAUGACAAAAUCCUUAUCUAGCAUGGGAAGAAAUCGACACGACGAGACUAUAUUAUCAAUAUUAAUCAAACUUGGAAUUGGAUACAUUUUGUCAAUAUUUCUUCUGCUAGGAGAAAUUAUAGUACACCGUUAUGCUCACGUAUUUCGAGGAUAGAACAUUCUUUACAACUGCAACUUAUAAUCAAGAUGUUAUUCAAAGAUCAAAAUACGACGAUUCUAAAGUAACAAAAGUAAAACACCUUUAUUGCACACGUUCUAUUACUAAAAAGGUUUACCCAUGAGGAAGUAGAACUUGUAUGCAAAUACGUAUGGUAAUAUUUGACAUUAGAAAUGCAAAAAAAUCAUAAUUGUUAAAUCAAUGUUUGUGCGUGCGUGGCGAGUGCGUGUAAAGAUUCAAAUUAAAACAAGUUUUUCAACAAUCGCUUGAUGAUGAUCUUAGUGUCUAUCCGUAGAAUAUAAUAAACAACAUGCACAUGUUUGUGCAAGGUGUUUACUCAGCGAUUUGAGUGUUAUUUAAAUUUUUUAUGUUUAUAGUGACUAGUGAGAAAUCGUUAUCAAAGCUGGACUCUAUAAUGGAAUGCCAAUUGCUACAUUAAUUAACAAAGUUGCGAUAACGAUAGAGUGCACAGACCGUCUACUAAAAUUAUAAACAGCGAAUAUAAUGAGCAGAAAUUUUUAAAUUUAGUUAUCGUCAGCAGAAUAUUAUGUGAAACUUACGAAACUUUGUUAUUAGUGUUUCAAUAAGCGUUGGUUUGUAAAUCAGUUUGUAUGGGAUUGUAGUUGAAUAAAAGUUUAAUUCUCUUGAACUUUAAUUUAUUUACUAACUGUAAUUUUCUAAUAACUGGAUUUCGAAUAAUUAAUUUUUAUUAAUAUAUUCUCAUCGCAAUAGUAAGUAUGCUACUAUACGUUUUUCGAAGAAUGCAUGCAACAUCCUCUACUGUAAUUGCGCGGAAAAAAAAUAUUGCAUACUUUCUAUUUCCAUCUAUACCUACACAAAAAAAGUGACAAAACCAAUCGCCUGUAACAACGUCAACAGAGCAUUGUUACAGACAAUGUCACUGUACCGCCAGUCGCUCAUGAAACGCCUGCCCCCUCUCUUUCCCUCCUUCUAUCUCGGCUAACUCGCAGUCCUCGGAUCUAAUUAUAAAAUGGAAAUGAAACGCGGGCCGCUCUCGGAAAAAGCUCUUAAACGCGCGAGUGCCGCGAGUAUAACCUGUACACACAUACACCUCGUUUAUACGCAUAACUAAACUACGUACGUACGCAAAACGCCGCAGCGACGAGAGCGACGCGGUUUGAUUUGCAGGGCCGUUAGCGCGAGAAAACGAAGUUUUAAUCAAGUUCGCCGAUCACCUAUGACCGGUACAGUGAGAAAGACCGAGAGAGCACUUUGCGCGCGGCAAAAGCUUUGUUCGUCGCGUUCCAUUAGCUCGCUGCUGUGCGCUUGCGUCAAGGCCACCGCCACAUACACGCACACGUAUACAGGUGAAUAUAGGUAUACGAAAUCGCGUCGCGCUGUGCUUUGUUUCGAUUUUCCUACGUCGUGUAGGAGAGGAAAAUGGCUUUUCAGCACUCACUUGCUGCUGCGGCAUAAUACGAGACUCGGCGCCAGUGCGACGUCGAUCCGCCUUGGCUCGUCUGGCGUCGCUCAUUUGCCGGUGCAGAGGGGACGAGAGCUUGCACUACUCGGCGACGAGGCACAGCUUGUGGAGGUAUGAGUCGUCGCACUGACUGCAGCGCUUGGAACUUAAAACUCGCACAGCCAAUGCGGCUCUGGCGAGCAAUUUAGGCGAUAUAAGUGAUCGGGUUUCGAUUAAAAAAUUAAGGAUGGUUCGGUACUUGCGAUGAUGAUCGCAAUUUGAAAUUUUUGUAUCAAUAUUUUAUAAUUUUCAGCUUCAACCCGGCAAAUAAUAAAUUCUUGACGAAGUAA